This is a messenger RNA of Fraxinus pennsylvanica, 1713 nucleotides long. NCBI's taxonomy places the organism in Eukaryota, Viridiplantae, Streptophyta, Magnoliopsida, Lamiales, Oleaceae. The record is from the annotation of a GenBank genome assembly.
AUGGCUCCAUUGCUGUUGCAGCUCAACGGCGAGAGAGCCGUGGUUUUACUUUAUAUUUGCCAAAUCCUCUUCUCCACCCCUCUCUCUCUCCUUUCCCAAGCUCUUUCUCUCUCUCUACUCUCGCUCUUCGCCCUCUCCGUCGAGAUCUCUGCCGAUGACCCUUCCAAUCCCCUUUCGCAGUUCUUCAAAACCAGGCCUGGAGUUACAUCAGGGAUUAUGCUGGGGGCAGUAACACUGCCGGGGCUGAUGAUUUCAAGAUUAAUACAAGUUUCAAGGUUGGUGUCAUUACAUGAAGCUGGAGUUGAAGAGCUAGAAUAUCUGAAUUUGCAAUAUUGGGCAGCAUCAGCCAUUUGCUUUGCCGUGUUACUUUUUGUCUGCUUCAUUCUUCGACUUCAUAACAACAAUGCUAGCUCUAUCCGUGCUCUCUUUAAUCGGGACACAAAAUUUGGUGUAGCGUGCAUGGCCUUGUUCAUAGGAAUCUGCUGUAUGUCAUUUUUCGGGAAAUCAUAUGGUGGGCUGUCUGCUACUUUGAUGUUCUUAUGGGUGCUCUGUCAUGGAUUAGUAGCUAUUUACUUAAUUCAGAACAUUCUUCGUACUUUUCCAGCAUGUGUUUCUGUUGGGGAAGGGCUUCUGGUCACUGCUGGCUUUGUGAUCUACUUUGGGGACAUGUUGUUCUACACUACUUCAAAGAUCCCUGGAUAUUGGGCAUCAUCCAAGUUAGUUGUUCUGGAAAACGGCAUCAAGAGGGAUGAGAUACGCAUAAUUAUUCAGGGCAUGACUCUUGGCCUACUUCUUUUUCCUGUUUUGUACAGAUAUGUUAUCAAAAUUUGGCAAUGCUCUGCUAGCUCAUCUAGCUCUCGAGACAUGUUGAACCAUGAGAUCAGAAGAUCCUUUGUUUUCUGUGCUUUACUUGCAUUUAUGUUGGCUGUGGCUGUUCCAUCAUGGAUGCAAUUUGUCCAUGAUUUUCACAUGCACCCUCUCUUGUGGGUAUUUAAUUUUGUUUUCUCUGAACCACUCAAGAGACUGUCCCUAUGUGUCUAUUGGGUAGCUGUUAUAUAUGUGUCAGUAAUACGGUUCUACAACAUUUCGAAGAAUAGUACGAUUGAGAGAAUUCUUCUUCGCAAAUACUACCAUCUGAUGGCUGUUUCAAUUUUUGUUCCUGCACUUAUUUUCCAGCCAAAAUUUCUUGAUCUGGCUUUUGGUGCAGCUUUGGCAGUCUUUCUCAUGUUGGAAAUUAUACGAGUAUGGAGAAUUUGGCCUUUAGGAAACCUUGUUCACCAUUUCAUGAAUGCUUUUACUGACCAUCGUGAUUCUGAUUUGCUUAUUGUCAGCCAUUUUUCACUCUUACUGGGAUGUGCACUUCCUAUCUGGCUAUCUGCUGGUGUUACUGAUCGUCCACUUGCACCCUUUGCUGGAAUUCUAAGCCUUGGUAUUGGUGAUACAAUGGCAUCAAUGGUCGGCCACAAAUAUGGAAUUAUCCGCUUGAGCAAAACAGGCAAGAAGACAAUUGAAGGAACUGCUGCUGGCAUAACUUCUGUUUUGGCUGCAUGCUCCGUUCUACUUCCACUUCUAGCCUCAACUGGUUACAUCUUCACUAUGCACUGGUUCUCACUUAUAUUGGCAGUGACUACUAGUGGUCUGUUGGAGGCCUACACAGCACAACUGGACAAUGCCUUUAUACCUCUCGUUUUCUACAGCCUUCUCUGUUUGUAA